Messenger RNA from Seriola dumerili (greater amberjack), 7182 nucleotides. RefSeq names its product solute carrier family 41 member 1 (gene slc41a1). Bases 960 to 2615 code for a protein of 551 amino acids. The transcript is spliced from 11 exons. Gene Ontology annotation, biological process: monoatomic cation transport. NCBI's taxonomy places the organism in Eukaryota, Metazoa, Chordata, Actinopteri, Carangiformes, Carangidae. Gene Ontology annotation, cellular component: plasma membrane. Gene Ontology annotation, molecular function: monoatomic cation transmembrane transporter activity. The record is from RefSeq and is a predicted model, not a curated record.
GCAGCCGGGCGGCGGGGGCCACUGGACGGGUGCAAUGUGAAGGGGUCGGGAGAGACUGGGACACAGCCUUUAACCGCGUGGGAGGGAGGGUUUAACCAUUAACCACCAUUAACCAUUAAGGCAGCUGUGCAGAGCCGGUACCGUACAUAAGGCGUGCACACCGGCGUCCACGCCUCAGCCUGAGCGCGUUACCAAGAGCUGGAGGAUACAUGCAGCCAGCCACACAGAGUCUCUGUGCUCUCACUGCUCAUCACUCCGGUUUGUCCGCUUCUCCUCUCUGGACCGCUGACACCAAAAGGUGACUGUCCACUCUGGUUGGGAAGUUACUUUUCUGCAACUGGUAAUUCAAUCCUCGGACUGCAGACCUUUAAAUAUCUCCCUUGAAAACCUCCCAGCAGCCACGUGGUGUAAGGUGAGACAUUCCCAGCCCGGUACACUGACCAGUCUGACAUGAUCAGUGGACUGAGAGCGUGACCAGUCUGCACUGCAAUCUUUCCACUUCAGACCUGUGAUUUCAGCUUUUUACUGAACUUUGAAGGACUGUUUUACAAGUGACUGGAGGGGAUUUCUGUGGUGAGUCCCCGAGCACAUUGUUUUCCUCUCUCAUCUGCGUUGAACCAUUAUGCUUUCUUCUUUUUUUUGUCGGCCCACCGUGAGCACCUUGCAGUGAAUGGAGAACAUACUGGUUCUGCUCCCGAAGCACCGACAGGAACACGGGCUCUGCAGACACACGGCUGCAUGUGCCUUGCUGCAGGUUUUUUCUUACAGAGCAGUUUUCUCCUGGUCUUUAAUAGCGACAUCCACUCCCUGUAAACCUCUUUAAUGGGAUAAAUCAAUUGGACUGAUCAGGUUCAAAACCAGAUCAGGUAAAAAAAAUCCAUUCUGACUUCCCUAAAACUGUUAGGCCAAGGCAAGCUGACCUUUCUUUGUCAAGCCCACUGUCUAUCAAAGGCUUCCGCAUGGUACUUUGGUUGAACGAACAAGACAAACUCCCCGACAUCGACAUGUCUUCCGGGGCCAUUGAAAUUAAGAAGGAGGGAGGCCCCCUGACGCCAGCCUUCCUCAACUCCAACUGCUCUGUCCUCCCGGUAAUCCUCACCAAAGACCCAGAGGAGGUGAGCCCAGGGACCGGGAAUGAGUUUGAGCUCACAGAAGUCACAGCUUUUGCGGAAAGGACCGGUGAGACUGGGGAGGAUGAGGAGAGGUCGGAGAUUGUGGUGGCGAUGGACUGCCGGGCCAACGCCAAAGGUCAGCGGGAAGAGGACGCUCUCCUGGAGAACGCAAGCCAGAGCAACGAGAGCGACGACACCAGCACCGACCAGAGCCCCGAACCACCGGCGCCACUCAAGGAGACCUCCUUCUCCAUUGGUCUGCAGGUGGUGUUCCCCUUCCUGCUGGCUGGGUUCGGGACAGUGGCAGCGGGAAUGGUGCUAGACAUCGUCCAGCACUGGACAGUGUUUACGAAGGUGUCGGAGGUGUUCAUCCUGGUUCCAGCGCUGCUUGGGCUCAAAGGCAACCUAGAGAUGACGCUGGCCUCCAGACUUUCCACAGCGGCCAAUAUUGGUCAGAUGGACACAGCCAAGGACAUGUGGAAGAUGAUCAUGGGGAACUUGGCCCUCAUCCAGGUCCAGGCCACAGUGGUGGGGUUCCUGGCCUCCAUAGCUGCCGUGAUCUUCGGCUGGAUCCCAGAGGGGCACUUCAGGAUGGGCCAUGCAGUGCUGCUGUGCGCCUCCAGUGUGGCCACCGCCUUCAUAGCCUCUCUGCUGCUAGGGCUCAUCAUGAUCGGUGUGAUCAUCGCAUCCAGGAAAGUCGGCAUCAACCCCGACAACGUGGCAACACCCAUCGCUGCCAGCCUGGGAGACCUGAUCACCCUGUCCCUGCUGGCAGGCAUCUCAACAGGACUGUACAAAGAACUAGAGUUCAAUGACUAUGCCAACCCGCUGGUGUGUGCAGUGUUUGUGGCCAUGUGCCCCCUAUGGGUGCUGAUAGCCAGGAAGAUCCCAUCCACCAGGGAAGUCCUGUACUCCGGCUGGGAGCCGGUCAUCAUCGCAAUGGCGAUCAGCAGUGUUGGUGGUCUGAUCCUCGACAAGACCGUCACCGACCCGAACUUUGCUGGCAUGGCCGUCUUCACCCCGGUCAUCAACGGUGUGGGAGGUAACCUGGUCGCGGUUCAGGCCAGUCGAAUCUCCACCUAUCUUCACAUGAACGGUCUACCCAUGGGGGAUCCCAACCCCACCCCCAGGAAGUGCCCCACACCCUGCACCUCCUUCUUCGGCUCCACUGUGAACUCACGUUCGGCCCGUGUGCUCUUCCUCCUGGUCGCCCCGGGUCACCUCGUCUUCCUCUACACCAUCAACUCCCUGAGGGGGGGGCACACCACCCUAACACCCAUCUUCAUCUCCUUCUACCUGGCUGCUGCUCUACUCCAGGUGAUGAUCCUCCUCUACCUGGCAGACUGGAUGGUCCACUGGAUGUGGGGCCGAGGCAUGGACCCCGACAACUUCUCCAUCCCCUACCUGACCGCGCUGGGUGACCUGCUGGGAACUGGCUUCCUCGCCCUCUGCUUCCACAUGCGCUGGUUCAUCGGGGACAGAGACUCGAACGUGGGCAACUGAAUGCAUGCACAGACACACGCACAAAAAAACAAAAAACAAAACAAAAAAAAAAAACUACUUCUCAUACUGUACGCUUGCACGCACGGACAGCAACGAACAUGACCCAUUAUCUGAAACUGGAAGAUGUCUACAUUAAAAGGGCUAAUCUCCUGUAGGGCUCUGAUUGAUGAUAUAGUGCACUUAGAGGACUGUAGAGUUUCAUCUUCAGGAUGUCGGGACGCUGAUGCACCACAGCAGCAGCCGCCCAGAAUCCAGACACUAUCUGUGUUUCACCUUAUCUCCAACUCAACCACCCAACAAAACUCCACCUGAUGGAUCCGGCCCCAUAGACUCCACUACUCCUCCUUUAUUCUACUUAAUAACUCAGUCCUACUACUUUUGUUAUCAUUAUACUAUUGACAAUGAUUAUUGUUGUUGGUAAAUAAUGAAUUUGAUAUGAUUCGAUAUCUGUUCUAUGUGAAGGGUCAGUCCUCAUUAUUUUCAAUGGGGACUUUUGCCCUCCUGUUUUUAAAGAUCAACUUUUAACACUUGAAACCAAGAUGACAAAAAGACAGCAAAAAAAUAUAUCCAAACAAGCCUAGAAUGCUUAAUCACCAAGUGCUAUGUCAUAUAAACAGAAUAUUAUAUGAAAUCUAAUGUGUUUCACUUUUGAUUUAGAAGUGUACAUAAGGCUAGCUGUUCUCUCUGUUUUACUUUGGUCUUGUGACAGAAGGAAACAGGCUUGGGGAGGGUUUACUACAGGAGCCUGGACUGCAAACAUAACAAGCUACAGCGGUCUUGGCUCCCAUCAACAGAUAGCUUAAUUUCAGUAGGAACGGGCAGGAAAUCAAGGUUGUAAUUUCCGCGUUUACUCCCUCGCAAUCCACGGCUUGAGGAAUCUGGGAUCAGAUCACAGUCUGAGAAACGUUUAAACGUCAGACACUACAAGAAAAGAUUUACCUCUGAUUCUCUUAGAGGAGAAUCAUUUAAUUAAUCCCUGUUUCUGUUAGUGAGGAUUGUUUGUUCAUUCACACAAUAGUCAAACCUCCUCUAGAGUUCACAGAGGUUACAUUACUUUUAUUUUUACCAAUUUUACUACUAAAUAUUACAGUCGUGAAAUGUCCUGUUACUUUCAUUAAAAAGUGAGCAAACACACAGAAACAGUGGAAAAUAGUAUGUUGAAAAUGGCCAGACAGCUGUGGGUUCGGAAGGAAAACGCACACACCUCACUCUUUGUUGCAUCUCACUAUGUUUUUUUUUGUUUUGUUUUGGUUUUUUUUUUUGUGGAUGCCAAGAGAGGUAUUAUUUUGCGCAAGAUGAGAAUAGCACCAGUCCCCCUGUCUGAAACCAUCUGCCAACUCUCUACUGGAGCAGUUGUUGUAGUUGUGUUGCCCAAGCCGGGCUUACAGUAAGUGACAAGAGGCUCAACAUGCUGCAAAUGGACUGAAGCAAACCUGCAGAGCUUACCCAGCUGAACAGCAUUUGUGUUCACACGUGGAUACAGGGUGUGGAGUUGCCUUAGCAUGCUCAGGGGAGGAGCUCACUUGGGUUCAGCUAGCACAGUCUGAUUCCAGAGAGAAGGUACUGAGUGCUGGUGUUUUCUGUGGAGGUUUAGGUUUAGCAUUGCAUUUAGACCAUGUUGGACCGCUGAAUCUUUCCCAUGAAAGACGGGCUAAUGACGUUCUUUGAGGUUGGUUAACGGUUAGGUCACAUGAUCAGACAGGAAGUUGUGACGAACCAUUUUAGUUGUUCAGUGUCGGUAUUGGUUUUUCAUUUGGUAGCCUUUAGAUUCAGAUUCAUCAAAAGAUCAGCACAGUUCUUAAAGCUGUCUGACAGCCCAGUUUUACAUUUUCAAAAUUUCUAAAUCAGUUUACGCCAAUAGGGUGAAGCAAAACUUCUCAAAUAUUUUGCGUGGAGUUCAACUCAAGUGAACUUAACCAGUACAAAAAUGUCUUGAGAGUGCUGACUGUUGAGGGACCAGAGGGGAGAGUACAAAAUGGAGGUAGCUAUCGUAGCUUAUUAGCUUUAUUGCACCUUCCACUUUUAUCUGCCCCUCCUCUGCUGGAGUAUAAACUGAUCCACAUAAGAGGAAAGGUCUGUAGACAGUUAUGAAACAGGAGUCGAUGGUAGAAAGACAUCUUUUAAAUAAACUGUGUAAACUUACUUUCCCAUUAAUGACCAAACGUUCUCUAAGCUAACGAGGUUCCUGUCAGUUAGCAAGUCUCGUUAGCUUCCAUCCCCCUCAGAAACUCUGUAUUGAAGGAAAUGUUGACAACAAAAUGCUAGGGGGAGUUAAAGACACAGUACAGAGAAAAUAUAAACUGGAAGAGCUGCUCUGACUGACUAACUCAGGCUUAUUUCCAGCUUGCUAAUGUAUUAGCUUGUUUCCAGCUUGCUAAUGUAUAAUUUGCACAGAGCUAUUGCGUAGAGUUCAACUUUGAUGAAUUCUGGCACGUGGAUUCAAACCGUUGACCAUCUUAAUAGUGCUAUUUAUGUAGUAUUCUGAGGCUAGCUAACAUAUUAGUUGUAAAUACACCAAGAAAUGUUAUACUUUCUGCUCUUUAGGUGUAUAAACUGCUGCACAACAGAGCUGCAGUCUGUGGUGAGUUGUAGACAGAAUUCAAUGGUAAAAAUACUGUGUCCGGACAAAUUAAUUUUGCAUUGGUAGUUUCUGGUGUGACAUCACAGGUUACUAUAAAAUAAUGGAAUUAGUUUUUUCUCAUUAUACAUAAAAUAAAAACACACAUGCACACACACACACACACACACACAAUCUAUCUUCCACCAGACUCAGCUGAACCAAGCUGGCUCUCUCUUUGAGAGCGUAAGGUGAGGAGGAGAAUGAAAAAGGAAGUCGUGAGCCAUCUUGACAGAUGUUGACCCAGAGGCAAAGCCAGGUGUCUUAUAGGAGAAACCUGCAUGUGAUGCUUGACUUAUCCGGCGCUUGUCAGACUUCUGUGCUGUUUCGAAGGGGCCAGCAGAAUGCAUGUGCAGGGCACAUAGUGUGAAUGUGCAAAAAACUUGAUUGUUGUGUCUGUCAAAAUGAUUUUUCUUUUUUUUUUUGGUCUGACUGAUUUUUUUUUUUUAUUGUAUUGAUUCUGUUAAAAUUGUGAUUUUUAUCCCUUUCCUCCUUUCCUUAAUCUUUUUAACUCUUGAUGAUUAUUGUUUUGUGUAAUGAAUUUCAUCAAGCAAACAACCACUGUAAAGAUGAAACAACUUCUGUGACGCUGGUCAAAUGCACAAGUACUGUAAUCUGCAAAAUGGACAGCAGAGGGCACCACAGGGAUUCUCUUAACUGUACAACUUCUCUGUGUAUCUCUGUGUCCCCUGGAUUCAAACCCACACAUAUCCACUCUAAGUGACAUUCAUCUUGUCUUCUUUUCUACAGCGUUUACUGUGUUGUAGAAGUUACAUCCUUCCAUCUGUAUCCUCCACUCUCUCUUACUGACCAGGUGCCAGCGUUCUGCCUCUAUGUCAAUGGAAAGUUGUGAAUACUUCUAUAAGGGGGCAAGUGAGUUUGUCUAUUUAUUUUUAGAAGCACACAAAGCAAAUUGUACAUACUAUAUUUAUUCUAUAUAUAAGGUUGUUUAUUUUAUCAUUUCAUUUUGGCUCAGUUUCUUUAUCACCAUGUUCCUGUCAUUUUUCUCUUCUCUUUAAUGUGUUUUUUUUUCUUUGCAAAAAGCCAGUAGAGCUUUUUGUUGCUUGCCGCUAUAGAACGGCGGCGAGGCUAAUGAAUAGCACAGUGCCUAAUACCAGUCUUUAUACACCUCACACAUAUGCACACACACCCUGUCUCGCACAGGGAAAGCAUACUUAUAAGACAUAGAAAAAGGCCUUAACCUAUCAGAGCCAAGCUCGACUCAGAGUAACCAAUCAGGAGCUAGGUUUUGCCACAGAGUAGCGUCUCUUUAAUUAUCUUUGAUUAAUAAAAGAUGUACAGUGAGUUGAUUAUGAUGUGUAAUGUAAUAAUGACUUUAUAUGAUGUAGCGGUGGAGAGGAGGGCUGGUCACAUCAGUUACAAGCUUUUGUUCAUGUGAAUCUGCAAAAAUGAGGACGAGGGGGAGUGCAAAAACCAGCAGGUUGGAUUUUACAGGGCACCUGAAAGGUCUGGAAUCAAAUUGAGCACCAGUUGAAGUGAGAUAUCAACCCACAAACACAACAGAAAACAAGUACAAAAUGACAAGAUACAGUGUCACACCUUCUUAUGAUUCCAGAUGUUUCCCCUAGUAUAUAACAUACCCAGCCUUUAAAACCCUUCACCCACCUACUGCCUUGUUAACCUCAGUGCUUCGAACCCUUGAACCCCUGAACUCACAGGGAACCACGCUGACCCUCAGGCUGCCAACAUCCACGUCAAGAUCGAGGCUUCGAUUCAGACUCUAAAUAUCCAACUGUCCCAGUCAGUUAUGUUGCCUAUAAGGAGAAACUGAUGUAAAAACAUGUACAGUCUUACUGGGGCUGAGGUCUCCUGAGUUCUCUGUGUGUUCUUCUUGUAAAAGCCCUCCCUCUGUGAGGCUGGAGGAAGGCUUUCUCCCUGCAGGACUUUGUAAAUUGCUGGAAAUAAAGGACUAUAUUAUUUCAUACCAUU